Molecule: messenger RNA, 3027 nt
Organism: Trypanosoma grayi
Lineage: Eukaryota; Euglenozoa; Kinetoplastea; Trypanosomatida; Trypanosomatidae
Product: putative epsilon-adaptin, putative,AP-1/4 adapter complex gamma/epsilon subunit
Exons: 1
Coding region: 1-3027 (1008 amino acids)
Biological process (GO): receptor-mediated endocytosis; intracellular protein transport
Cellular component (GO): AP-4 adaptor complex; membrane coat
Molecular function (GO): cargo adaptor activity
Source: RefSeq, a predicted model, not a curated record
AUGUCAAAGCUGUACAAGGCCCAGACGCAGCAGGGCCACUCGCGUGGCUUCUACGAGUACAUCCGCAGCGUGGGCGAGUCCAAGUCGAAGCAGGAGGAGGAUGAGAUCGUCUUGCGCGACCUCGUUGACCUCAAGAAGGCCCUCACGGCAAAGAUCAUCGACAAGCGGUUGUUAAAGGAAUAUGUCGUGCGCAUCUUCUACGCGGAGAUGCUGGGCCUCUCCGCGGAGUUCGCCCACAUUCAUUGCGUGAAUCUCUCUUCGAGCACGGACCUUCUCUUCAAGCGUACUGGCUACCUCGGCACGUGGCUCACUGUCAACCCCGAGCACGACCUCAUGUACCUCAUCGUGUCGAACCUGCAGCGCGACAUGAAGUCGAGCAGCUUCCUCGAUGUCGCCGCGGCGCUUACAGCAGCGGCGAAGAUGGUGCGGCACGAGCUGAUGAGCGCCAUCAAUGCGGAGGUGGUGGGCCUACUGGGCCAUGCCAACGCACUGGUGCGCAAGAAGGUGGUGCAGGCGAUGCACGCCUUCUACCGCAAAUCGGACGGCGUCAUUGGCGACCAGAAACUCUUCCGCCAGGCGCUGUGCGACCGCGACCCCGCCGUGAUGGGGGCGGCGCUGCGGCUCUUCGCCGAUGUCGUCCGCGCCGACGCGGCANCGCAGCGCGACCUCAUCCCGACAUUCACGUCGAUUCUCAAGCAGAUCACGGAGCACCGCCUGCCGCGCGACUACGACUACCACCGCAUCCCCGCCCCCUGGUUCCAAAUGAAGAUACUGCAGAUUCUCGCCAUGCUCGUCGGUGACGACCCGUUACUCGCGCAGAAGUGCGAGGAGGCAUUGACGGAGGUCAUCAAGCGGGCCGAAAACGGUCUCAACAUUGGGUACGCCGUGACGUGCGAGGCCAUCAGCGUCAUCACGCGCAUUCCAACCAUUCCGUCCCUGGUGGAACUGGCCGCGGAGGCCAUCGCAAAUUUUCUUUCAGGAAAGAACGCAAACCUGCGUUAUGCUGGGAUCGAGGCCCUGGCACAGAUUGUGCGUGUUGACCCCAAAUACGCCCGGGAACACCAGCAGGUUGUGAUGACUUGCCUAGAGGAUGCCGACGACACAAUACGGCGUAAAACAAUGAUGCUCCUCCUCGCCAUGUGCAAUGAGGACAACGUUGACGCGAUUGUGACGCGACUGAUUAAAUCUCUUUCUCAUUCAACAGACCGCUAUAUGCGGCAAGAUCUCACACGGCGCAUUUGCGAUGCGGCAGAGCGGUUCAGCCCUGGGGCGGUGUGGUACAUUGAAUCCAUGAACAAAGUUCUACUCUGCGCCGCGGAACACGUUCCGCAGCCCACUAUUCAAGGAAUGCUGAAGCUCAUCGCAGAGGGAGAGGGUGUAGACGAGGCGGGAGACGCGGCCUUUCGUACGUACUGCGUGGAGACAUACUUUGACCUCGUUGAGAGCACACGUAAAAAUCUACCCGAAGCAUUUUCUCGCGUUGCGGCUUGGGUAAUGGGCGAGUACGGUUUUCUGACAAAGCGGAUUAGCCGCACAAUGCUGCUGGACCGUCUGUGCGACAUGCUGGAGCGGGCGGAGAACGUUUCAACGCGGGGGUGUAUUAUCAUGGCCAUGAUGAAGAUUGUUGCCCACGCCGGUUCGAUGCCAGACAACGUUGAAGAGCUCAUUGAACGCUUCAAGGACAGCCGCAGCGUCGGCUUGCAGCAGCGCUGCUACGAGUUCAUGGAGCUGGUGAAGAUGCCUGUGUUAAUGAAAAAAGUGCUUCCGCUGGACGGCUGCUGUGAGCAGGUGGAGGUAGACGAGGGGAUGGAAUUCCUGAACGAAACUGUGCAGGAAGCGCUUCUGGUGGGAGCCAAGCCGUACGAGAAGCGAACAGUACGCCUCGGCAUGAAGGAGGAGGAGGAGACGCUACGUACCGAUGCGUACAAGGUGCAGCGUGCAGAUAUUGUCGAUGAGAGUGAGCUCGACCCCGAGAGGUUCAAGACGGAUGAACCGCAUCAACUCUUCAUCCGCCCCAGUGCCAGACGGUGGGGUGUGAAGAACCUCGAGGAGGAAGCAGCAGCGGCAACAACAACAACAACAACAACAACAACAGAAGCAGGAAUGAAGGAGCUCACCAUCUCACCGGACUCCGGACCGGCUCCGACAGGUGGGGUGGAGUACUUUCCCGACGGCACAGUGCUGCAUCACGUGGACCCGUCGUCGCCAAUGCCGCGGGAGAACGUGAAGCCCAGCAAGAACGAGAGGUUUCUCAACGAUAUUUUUGGCGGGACAACAAAGAAGAAGGCCACCACGCGCUCUCGCGGCGAGGCAGCCGAAAUAUUCCCGAACGGCGGCAAGACACCUGAAGUGAGUGGUGGUCCUUCCCUCAGCAUCCACAUAGCGCACGUGAUGGAGGAGGCGGCGAUGGGUAUCACAGUGCAGGUUGUGGCAAAAACGGCGGUGGGAAGUGUCGUUAUCGACACUAAAGCCCCUGCAAACUGCACACUUCGCACUGUCUCAUGCUCCGCGCCAGUGGCCAGCGUGAACGGCAGCACAACAACGCUGGCGACGCUACAUGCCAACCAGUCGAUCACGAUAAAUAUGCAACUCCUUCCAGUUGCAUUCCCCGGUGAGGGCAGUGUGCAGGUGGAUGUGGCGUAUCGUAGCGCUUUACCUGGUGACCCGCAGCACGUUGUUUCGACCAUGGCACUGCGACCGAGUUUCAUUCUACGACCGGCCACACAGAUGACGACGCAGCAGUUCGGGCAGGCCUGGGUGAACCUGAGCGGCGAGUGCAAAGUGCAGCUGACGUCCGCCACAGCGUUGACGCCAGACUCGCUUCAACGGCUGCUGAUGGAUCGAGCUUCGCUCUGUGUGGUGGAAGUGAUUCGCAGCGAAGUUAUCGCGGCGGCCGUGCUACUGGGCACUGGGCAGCUGUUGUUAUGUCACGUUGCUGUUGUCAGCGCCAGCACAGCCAACGUGACGGUGCGGGCGCAAGACUAUUCUUUCGCUGCGCACGUGGCGCGUAUCAUGGCCGCUCAGUGA